GUGGUUAUGUUUUUUAUUUAACAGGAAGGUGGUUACGUUUUUUUAGAUACAGUUAUAUUUUAUGUUAUACAUUUAUAUUUUAGAUGCAAUUAUAUUUUUAAAUUGGACAUAACUGUUUAUCAAUUGCUUACACUGAUGUUUUAAUAGAAUAGGUAGAGACACAUAGUUUUUUAGUUUUUUUUUAAUAUCUCAGUUUUUUUUUCUAGAUGUUCUCGUGGUCACAGUAUUGGACACUCAAAAACUGUAUGGGCUAAGCCCAUUAUCACCUUAAAGCCCAAUACAAGCCCUUAAGUUUGGCGCCGAAUCCAUAGUCGUAUGUUUCUAUGUUACCGCUCGAUUCAUUCAGCUUGACGCCAUCUGAAACUGAAACUGAAACUUUUCAGAGGGAUUAUCAGUAGAGAGAAAGAGUGGAAGACCGAUCAAAUGGCGUCGAGUUCGGAUAUGGGAUCGGCUGAUUUCGAAUCACUGUCAUCUACCUCAGACGUCGAGCUCUUGAAGAGGGCGUGGCGUAACGAGAAGGCGGCGCCGGAGAUUCUUCCGUACGAAGGGGAUCUCGUCGAAAGAGCCAAAGGGCAGAUUGAAUUAGUGGAAGAGAAUAUUGAAGCUUAUGUGGAAAAUGGUAUCGACCCUUUGGUUGUGUCGCUUUAUCAGAUGGAUUUGGACAGAACCCAGUUUCUACUGAGAUCAUAUCUUAGGGUUAGGCUUCUCAAGAUAGAGAAGUUUAUGUUCCACAGCCUGAAGUCAGAGGAAGCUGAAAGUCGCCUUUCUGAGCAAGAGAAAGUGUUUGCUAGAAGGUGUGCUGAUGAUUUGGCAAAGCAUUUCGAAGAGAGCGUACUGCGUAAGUUGCCUGAGAACUAUCAGUCGGUUCUCAAGCAAUCUCUUAUAAGUGAAGUGGAUGAUAUGGUGCCGGAGCCGCAUUUGGACACCUUUGUUGCUUGUAGAAGCAAUAGCCAUUUCACUCUCAAUCUAUACGAAGAAGGAGAGAGCACCCAGACUGAGGAGAUGUACCGUGGUGAUCUCUACUUCAUACGUUACAAGAUUGUAAAAGGAGCAAUCGAAUCUGGGAAGAUGGACUUGAUCUGAGCUCAAAAGCUACAAGUUACAAUUCAUUUCCGCUCAGAACUCUUUCCAUAGUAUAAGCAUUAUUAGCUGGUGUUACCAUUGUUCUUGCUCUAUGAUCUUGAGUUGUAUAGUGAAUUUCCAUAUUGUUUUGAGUUUCCCAAAAUCCCAAAUGUCAGAGACUUAGGAUUCCUUGUGGCUUGUGUUGUUGUCCCUAGAUAGCUAGGUGGUGAUAAUCAUAACUAAACCACUUUUGGUCCCAAAGGUAAGGAUUCAGCCAUAAUUAACUAAGUUACCUAGCUCUA
Messenger RNA from Brassica rapa (field mustard), 1364 nucleotides. Its product is annotated as DNA replication complex GINS protein SLD5. The record is from RefSeq and is a predicted model, not a curated record. Gene Ontology annotation, cellular component: GINS complex. Lineage: Eukaryota; Viridiplantae; Streptophyta; Magnoliopsida; Brassicales; Brassicaceae. Gene Ontology annotation, biological process: DNA-templated DNA replication; double-strand break repair via break-induced replication.